This is a messenger RNA of Fomitiporia mediterranea MF3/22, 1267 nucleotides long. RefSeq lists its product as uncharacterized. The record is from RefSeq and is a predicted model, not a curated record. NCBI's taxonomy places the organism in Eukaryota, Fungi, Basidiomycota, Agaricomycetes, Hymenochaetales, Hymenochaetaceae. The transcript is spliced from 2 exons. Bases 120 to 1166 code for a protein of 348 amino acids.
CUGCUGCACUCGCUCAACUAUAUCAUAUCAGUGGUAUAUGUUUGCACUCCCCAAAUUGCAAGCAUUGAAGAGUACUACUGUCUAUAGCUGAGGUCCACAAACUGGCCCUCACGGCUCCAAUGGCGUCGACCUGGGCGGCAUCAGAACCGCUCAGACAUCCCUGGUUCACAACACCCUCGCUCAAACGCAAGCACUCGGACUCCUCAGACGAUGAUGGAGCGCGUGACCUCCUGUUAGACAGCGACCAGGAUACAGCCCCUACUUUCUACCCGACACCGCCGCCCGAGAGCACGGGUCUCCAGGACAGCACAACUGAUGGUGAACUCAACAACGAGCGGAAGCGCCGAAGGUGCGAUACCAUUGAACGGCGUAUGGCGCGUAUGUACAUCGACACUCGCACCGGAGAGAUGAUGCCAAUGAACGACUCUGAAAUCGUUGAGUGUGACCAGGCAUUACGUGCUCCGCAAUUGUCUUCAGUGCAGUCCACCGCAUCCAACCUGUCGUAUGCGUAUACGGCUGGAAGCACCAGCCCGGUGUCGCAAAAUUCCAUUCUUCCUCAGUAUGCGGUUGAGGAACCUGCUUCUCCCGAGUUUCGAUCGGACGCGAUGUUCGGACGGUCUUCAAGUCAGCAUACUAAUGACGAGCCUACUAUUACCGAAGUACGUAUGAAGGGUGCAGAGCCAGCGUGGUACGAGCGCGAGAAAGAUCGAAUAGUAAUUACGGACCUCGACGAAGCAGCAGCGGAAGGGGAGGAACAAAAGGACUUGGUAGACGAAUACAAAUCCGAAGCAGAGCCUCACCCUAAUGCAUCAGACUGGGCAGACUCAAAUGCAGACUUCAGCAUUUCCUCGGUACUUCUCGACCACAUCAAGCGUCAGUCGAAUUUUCCAUACACCCCGAAAUCUCAGAGGAAGGAAACCGACGGUGCGCUGGUGCUUUUCAAGCCCCCUCCUACUUCGUUCUUCAAGGGUCCAAACGCAGACGAGAAGGUUGAAGAAGGAAACACACCGAAGCAGGAAAGCGGAGUACAGGUAGAGGAGAUAGAUGCGGACGAGGCACGUCAAUUCGCAUCUUUUGGACAUUUUACCACUGGGAUUGUGAGCAUGGAUCAGGAGGAAGGUGACACGGGUGAAUCCAUGGACAUGGACGUGGAUAUGGAGCUGUGAUCUCCCCAUUAAUCAAAAGUAUAUAUUUUCCCGUUUCGUUCGUCUAGUUUUUGUUAUAUUUGCUGUUAUUUAGAGCUUUGUUGCAUUGUAUCCGCUUUCCG